AUGUCUGAAAUGAACGAAUGGGUUAAGUGGAUUGAUGAAGCUAUUGCUAAAAAGCAUAUUAAGCAUUACGAGUAUAAAUAUUUUAAACAUAUUCAAGAAAUUGGUACUGGUGGUUUUGGAAAGAAUCAAAGUGACAACAUUAAGACAUAUCUUUUAGUGAUGGAGUACGCUGAUGGUGGUUCGCUUAGCAAGUAUUUGAAAGAAAAUUUUGAGAAACUUACAUGGGAAGUUAAACUUAAACUUGCUUACCAGUUGGCUAGUGCCGUAUCAUGCUUGCAUGAUGAAGACAUAAUACAUCGUGAUUUGCAUUCUAAUAAUGUAUUAGUCAAUCAAGAUACUAUUAAAUUGGCGGAUUUUGGAUUGUCAAAGAGAAUCGAAGCGUCAACUAAAAAGAAAAAAGAUUUAUUUGAUGUAGUUCCUUAUAUGGAUCCAAAGAAAUUCAGCAAUAGAUCAUAUUCUUUAAAUAAGAAGAGUGACGUAUACAGUGUAGGCGUACUUUUGUGGGAGAUAUCAAGUGGUAAACCACCUUUUUAUGUAGAAGGAGAGUCAUAUGAUGGUUGUUUAGCUGUGCAAAUUAUGCAAGGCCAUAGAGAAACUACUGUUCCUUAUACUCCCAUUGAAUACGUUAAGCUUUAUACUGAAUGUUGGGACGACAACCCAAAGAAUGGCCAUCUAUUCAAGAAGUUGUUGAAAGAUUAG
Molecule: messenger RNA, 699 nt
Organism: Rhizophagus irregularis DAOM 181602=DAOM 197198
Lineage: Eukaryota; Fungi; Glomeromycota; Glomeromycetes; Glomerales; Glomeraceae
Source: RefSeq, a predicted model, not a curated record